AUGCCUUUUCCUUUUGGGAAGUCUCAGAAGAGUCCAGCUGAUAUAGUGAGGAGUUUGAAGGAGAAUGUGGCAUCCAUGGAAAAGAUGGAUGCUGCUGACAGCAAAAAGUGCGAAAAGGUCGCGGAGGAGGUGUCCAAAAACCUGGCUUCACUGAAGGAGGUACUUAGUGGAACAGGUGACAAGGAGCCUCAAACCGAAGCAGUGGCUCAGCUUGCACAAGAGCUGUACAACACCAACCUCCUCAUCGCUCUCAUUGCAAACCUGCAAAGGAUUGAUUUUGAGGGGAAGAAGGAUGUGGUUCAUUUGUUCAGCAAUAUUGUGAGACGUCAAAUUGGCACCCGUACGCCCACGGUGGAAUACAUCUCUACGCAACAACAGAUCCUCUUCAUGCUUCUGAAAGGAUACGAGAGUCCAGAAGUGGCUCUGAACUGUGGAAUGAUGCUGAGAGAGUGCCUGCGUCACGAGCCUUUGGCACGGACAGUGCUCUUCUCCGAAGACUUCUACUGCUUCUUCCAUUAUGUUGAUCUCUCAACCUUUGACAUUGCCUCAGACGCUUUCGCCUCAUUCAAGGAUCUCCUCACAAGACACAAGAUUAUGUGUGCAGAUUUCCUGGAGAAAAACUACGACAGAGUGUUUACAGAAUACGAGAAGCUGCUGCAUUCUGAGAACUACGUCACCAAACGUCAGUCUUUGAAGCUCCUUGGGGAACUUCUCCUGGAUAGACACAACUUCACUGUCAUGACAAAAUACAUUAGUCGGGCAGAGAACUUGAAGCUGAUGAUGAACUUGCUAAGAGACAACAGCCGAAACAUCCAAUUUGAGGCGUUCCAUGUGUUCAAGGUAUUUGUUGCAAACCCCAACAAGACUCAGCCCGUGCUGGACAUCCUGCUGAAGAACCAGGCCAAACUCGUGGAGUUCCUGAGCCACUUCCAGACCGACAGAUCAGAGGAUGAGCAGUUCUGCGAUGAGAAGAACUAUCUCAUUAAGCAGAUCCGGGACCUGAAGAGGCCCACAGCACCGGAGGAAGCUUAAGGCGUCAGGGACGAGCGCUGCAUCAGGUGGUAGAUGUUAUUGGGUGGUGGCUGGAGCUGCAGAGGGCUAAGAGAGAGUCUAAAAGACAUGCUUCAUUAAAAUGUAAUAUUAACUACAAAAUAUAGGAAAAAAAGAUUACUUCCUUCACUUUCUGUUUUUUUUUUUUCUUUUUUUUUUUUUUUUGUGGAUGUGGAGGUGAUUUCCAUCCAGCAACCUGAGUGGGCCAAGAACUGUUAUUUAAACCAUAGUGCUUCUUCUCUAGUGAUAAUUAAAUGCAUUUAGUCCGUUCUUGUAAUGUUGGACCUUAAACUGUUACCCUUCUACACACAUUGUGGUUGGCAGAGACCUUAGAAUGACAAAAAUGUCACCCCAUUCACAGCCAACGUGUGUUCUCGAAAGUCUUUCUCAGAAAUGUGUCUGUAUUUUAGAGAUUGAGAAGGUGAGGAGAAGUUAAUAUAUUAUUUUUUCUAAUGUAUCUUCAUGGUAAACAGUUUAAAACCUACAGUAACCCUUCUCUCUGAACAUUUAAUCUAACGAAUUGCAUAGGUUUGGUUUCUUCCCUUUAUUGUAAGCUGUUGUGUUGUACAGGGACUUAAAUGUUCUUUAGAAAAAUGCGAUUUCGGCAGAGUGACGUGGAUCAUAUUGGCCAGGUCAGCACAUAGUAAUUUCUGGUGAUUUAAUGUGUCGUUAUUAGGCCUUUGGUUGCAUGUCUGAGGUUACAGAGGUCAGAGAUGAUCCUGCAGUGUUGUACCUGCCGAUGCAUUAGCUGGCACAGGAAGAGGAAAUCAAAACCAUAGAGGAAUCAAUUAAUUGUGCUGUGAUUUUUUUAUUUUUUUUUUAAAUUUUUUUUUUUUAGACUGCGCUGAGCGAGGCUUGCACAACUGAAAUAGAAACAAUGCAUCAGAUAAUGCUGCAGGGUACCAGCAAUCCAUUCAAUGCUUACAUGGUUAGCCAGGAUAUACCAAUUGAUCUCACUGGGAGCACUCCAUCUCACCCUCACAUACUAAGCACAGAUAGAAAGUAUUCAUUUUAAAACAAUGCUUUAACAAUUCAUGGGCUUUUAAACUACUUGAUGUAUGCCAUGUUGAGCAUUUCUCUUUUACAGCAUAAGCGCUGCAUAACACAAGAAAUAGUAUUGCAACUUGCGUGCCCCAUGAUGAUGCAUUAUAAGUAUGUUACACUGUAAAUGUAUUAUAUUCAUAUGAGAGCAUGAUGUGUUAUUUAAAAUUAGUGGAUAUGCCGAAGAGACUUCAUUCUAAUUUAAAUCAGGAAUGUCAUUUUCAUCAUUAGUUUUCAUUUGACACACAUUACACAUCUGCUACACUAGAUUUGAGAAUUGGGCAGACUGUAGGUAAUGGACAUUUUAUUUAAUUCUUUGCUAAAACAAACUACAUCACCUAAAUUUCAUCCAUGCAGUUAGUUAGUUACUUUACACCAAAGAAUACAAAUAGAAAAUGGGGUGGCAGAUGCUAAAACAUCAGACUUUAAAAAUUGUGUUUUUGUCUUUUCUGAUCUAAUUAUAAUACAUUUUCAUAGAAUACACUGUAACAUGCCUGUGAUGCAUCAGAACUCAUGUCCUAUCAGAUGUCAACAUUGUCAAAAUAACCACAUGCACUUUUAAAACAAGUUUGUUUUGGAUGAUGAGCACUGAAUUUAUUGAGUUCCUCACAUGCAUGACUGAGAAGUUUUAUUUCUUCAAAAGACUUCUGUUCAAAUAAUUGCCUUACUUCUGCCAUUGUCACUGAAAUGGCAUUUUGGGGAUUUUAAGAAAUAUGUUGUCUGCGCACAGUCUUCUAGUAUAUACCUCAUGGGAUUUGAGUUUGCAAAAGUUCUCUUUCCUUUCCUUCCUAGACAAGAUAUUUAAUUUGACAGUUUAAAAGACACAACAGUGGUUUGUACGCAUGCCUAAACUGGAUAUAUAUAUAUGUUCAAACUUGAACAGGGACUGCGAGCUGGUUUUCACAAUGGAAAACUAGAUUUUUUUUAAACUUAAAUUUUUCAUUGGGUUGUGCCACACACAAGUUAAUUCAUAAUGAAUUGCAGUGUGGUACCUUGUAAUGAACGUUGCCUUAUUUAAAGACAUUUAAUGGAUUGUAAUGAUUAUGUAAAAUUCCAGACCUUUUUAAAACCGAAUUCAAUAUAGAAGGGGUGAAAAAAUGUACAUUUCAAGUCCCAAAUGCAUUACUCGUUAAUUUCUCAGAUCCGCAUCUAUUGUAGUGUCGCUUUAUUACCAACUGCAUUGUGCUCUAAUGUGAUCCUGCGAGUGUAAAUAUAUAUUUUAAUAGACUACACUCAGAGUAGUUUUUCAGUUGUGGUUAAUUAGCAUUUAAAUUCCAUAAAAUAAUUUGGGAACUCUGCUGUGAAUGUGGUACAUUAUGCACAAAUUGACUCACGUCUGAAAGUGUGUUUGAGUUUCUUAAAAAUCCUCCUUUUGUGAUUAUUUAACGUGAAACACAAUUAUUCAAAACCAUAUUAAUGCAUCGGACUUAACCCAGAUACACAAGAGUCCUUACUAAUAUAUCCAUGAGCACAAACUAACUUAAAACUUGCUGACAAACUGUUGCGCAACAGGCUGUAAUAAUAUCCAAGAUUAUCGGAAAAGAAAAAUCCAUUUUAAUAAAAGACAUGCUGUAUACAAGUCAUCCCAUUAGAGGGAGCUGUUGGCAACAAUUGGCCCAAUUGUAUUAGUUGUGCAAACAAAGCAUGUCAUGUUUCUAUAACCCUACCUCCAAUUAUGAGUAUAUAAAUCACUGGCAAUAUUAUGUAGAUGUCAACACAAAUUCCUUCAGAUCAAUACUAUAUUUCAUGAUUGUAGGGUUUUCUGUUUAAAUAUUUGUUGUGCUUUUUUUUUUUUUUUUACUCUGUUGCCUUCUUUUUUCCCUUCUCUUUCCACACUCUGGAUAUUUUCUUUAUUUACCAUGGGAGCGAAUUAUGUGUACAUAACUUUAUAAAGGAUAAAAGUGUGAAAGCAUUCAUGAUAAUAAAACUUUAUGGCAAUUCA
This is a messenger RNA of Perca fluviatilis (European perch), 4033 nucleotides long. It is a transcript of the gene cab39l1, whose product is annotated as calcium binding protein 39, like 1. Gene Ontology annotation, molecular function: protein serine/threonine kinase activator activity. The transcript has 8 exons. Gene Ontology annotation, biological process: intracellular signal transduction. The coding region runs from base 1 to 1032 and encodes 343 amino acids. The record is from RefSeq and is a predicted model, not a curated record. NCBI's taxonomy places the organism in Eukaryota, Metazoa, Chordata, Actinopteri, Perciformes, Percidae.